GCUGGUAAGUCGGUUAGCGGCCCGGCUACGUUAGCCUUUGUUUAGUUAAAGGUAUUUUUGAGUUUGUUAGCAAUAAAGCCUCUUUUUGGAUUUGAACACUGCCUCUGUCGUGAUUGCUGCACUACCACUUUUCUCUUUAUCUGCCCUGUCCUGUUACACUGGUGGAGAAUGCGGGCAUAAAGACUCUAUUGGUGGUGUUGCAGUCAGAACAAUUUUUUUUUACGUUUUCAAGAUGGAGGAUGUACUAAAGGAGUUGGUGCGUAUUUCUACUGAGCAGCAGACUCUGCAACGGCAGAUGAUACAGGAGCAGCAGAAACAGAAUGCACUUCUCCACAUGGAGGUCCAAAAAUGCCUUACAGCAGCCUCUCCUGUCCAGAGGGAAGCAACCAUGCAGCCUAACCCAGGUCGAUUCAUCCCCAAAAUGACAGGGAGUGAUGAGAUAGAGGCCUACUUAACGGCCUUUGAGCGCACAGCUGAAAGAGAGGGCUGGCCAAGGGACUCCUGGGCUGAUCUGGUUGGACCGUUCCUCCUGGGCCCGGCACAGCAAGCUUACUUCGACCUCCCUCCGGACCAAGCAAAGGAUUACGUCGUCUUGAAGAAGGAAAUCCUGGCGAGGUAUGGCUACAGCUUAGCAGCAAGAGCCCAGCGGUUCCAUGAAUGGAAAUACAAGCCAGAGUUGUCAGCCAGGGCCCAGAUGUAUGACCUAGGCCGGGUAACCAGAGCCUGGCUGACAUGCAACCCCGAAAAGUUAAGUGUUUUAGAGAGGAUAAUGAUGGACAAAUAUAUUCGGUCUCUGCCCUAUGAGAUCAAGAAAAUGACAAGCCAGCAGAAUCCAGCCGGUCUGGAUGAGUUGGUUAACGUAGUGGAGAGCCACGUGGUCACAGCGGACCUGCUUAAGUCCACACGACCAGACACCGAGUGGGGCCGGAAAGUCAGUGGGGAAGCAUCACGGACUAGACGGGCACGAGAACCGCGAUGGGAACCAGAAGAGGUAAGGCGACGACAGUCCUACCUGCCAGAGGGCCAACCGCGUUGCUACCAGUGUGGGGAGACAGGCCAUAUUGCCCGGGACUGCCCAGGGAAGGAUGAGCUAAUGCCGACCGCCAACUCAUCUGGUGCAAGGCCCUGCCACCUUCUUGACUCUUGCUGGGUACAGGAAAGCUCCCUGGCUCAAAUGAUACCAGUCAAAGUAAAUGGAAAAGAUGCAGAGGCGCUAGUGGACUCAGGAAGUGUGGUAACCCUCAUUCAACCCCACCUCCUCGACCAUUUGCCAUCUGAAGAGACUGUGCCCGUCUCCUGUGUCCAUGGGGACACUAAAUUAUACCCCACUUGCCUCAUCCACCUUACCACAGUUAAAGGCAGCUGUGAGAUGAAAGUGGGGGUGGUUCCUUCCCUACCAGUCCCAGUCUUGGUGGGGCGAGACUGCCCACUAUACAAGCGCCUGCGGCACCAGAAGGAGGUGAGUCCCAAAAAGCACAAGCGUGCCAAAGGAAAACGAGAGAGAGGACAAACUGCCACCCAGGGUACUUCUCCUCAGCAGUUCCCCAAUGUUGUGUGUGCUGUGCCGGAGGAGCAGAGAGGCAACCAAUCUUCCAGUGCAGACGAGGCAAAUGAUAACCCUUUUGUUGCUUUCCCUGGAGACCUAAGCACAGGUCAUGAGGAGGGGGAAGUCUCAUUGCUUCCAAGUUUGAAGGGCCAGUUCGGGACCGCCCAGAUGGAAGACCCCAAUCUGUUGCAUGCACGCAGCAAUGUUACGGAAAUAGAGGGAAAACCAGUUCCAGGAGUGGGUGAGCUUACAUGUCCUCAUUUCCUAAUAAAAAAUAAUCUGUUAUACUAUGCCAAAGAGGUUGAAGGUCAGCGAAGAGACUUGUUGGUUGUCCCAAAACAAUAUGUGUCCACAGUGUUGCAUCUGGCUCACAGCCAUGUCCUAGGGGCCCACCUAGGGGUUGAGAAGACAAGGCAGCGGAUUGGGAGCCGGUUCCACUGGCCAGGGGUGGUAAGGGCUAUAGAGGAUUAUUGUCGCACCUGUGUUGAAUGUCAAAAGAUGAGUCCCAAGCCACACUUUAAAAGUCCCCUAAUACCUCUACCGAUAAUCGAUGUACCGUUUUCUCGCAUUGCCAUGGACUUAGUGGGGCCGCUGGUGAAGUCUGCCAGGGGACAUCAGUAUAUUCUUGUGAUCCUUGACUAUGCAACCAGGUACCCGGAGGCCAUUCCCUUGAGGAACAUGACAACGAGAGUGAUUGCACGGGAGCUGCUUCACCUGUUCAGUCGAGUUGGGAUUCCUAAAGAGAUGCUAACAGACCAAGGCACUCCCUUCAUGUCCAAGAUAAUGAAGGAUCUCUGCAGGCUCUUCAAGGGAAGUUCCACAGGCUUCAACCGGUUUCUCCCCCUUCGAGCUGCUGUAUGGCCGACAGCCCAGAGGACUUCUCGACAUCGCGAAGGAAGCCUGGGAGGAGCAACCAAGCCCCCAUCGGAGCCUGAUUGAGCAUGUAGAGACGAUGCAGACGCAUAUGAAAGAUGUUUGGCCCAUGGUCAGAGAGCACAUGGCUCAAGCCCAAGAAGCCCAGAGGAAAG
Trematomus bernacchii (emerald rockcod) is the source of this 2574-nucleotide messenger RNA. RefSeq lists its product as uncharacterized. Gene Ontology annotation, biological process: DNA integration. The record is from RefSeq and is a predicted model, not a curated record. NCBI's taxonomy places the organism in Eukaryota, Metazoa, Chordata, Actinopteri, Perciformes, Nototheniidae. Gene Ontology annotation, molecular function: zinc ion binding; nucleic acid binding. The transcript is spliced from 2 exons. Bases 233 to 2485 code for a protein of 750 amino acids.